GCUCAGAACAAGCGUUUCGUUGGGUGGCUGAUGUCAGGCGCGUUUCUUCUCUUCUCGUCCAUCGCGGCCAAGUUUCCAGCCACCUUUGGCAGCAAUGUAUCACUCGAGGCGCUUUGGGCUCGUGUCCAUCAGGGUUACACUGAGCCUCAGCGAUUUUACCAUACACUGACCCAUAUUGAAGACUUGCUCAGACUGACAACUGCCGCAGUCAAUGCGAAUGAACUCAAAGACGGCGAUCUCGUAGCGCUGGCAGUCGUGUAUCAUGACAUUGUCUACGAUCCGACACGGAACGACAACGAAGAGCAAAGCGCAGAGCUCUUCCGGUCUCAGGUCGCGGUUCACCUUCCAGAUCUCCCACUGGCCAAAGUGGAUGCAGUGGCAGAAUGGAUUUUGGCAACCAAGCUGCACACAACUCCCGAGCACUUGUCGCGGGUCCAGGGACAUUCGGAUCUGCACAAGUUCUUGGACUUUGACAUGUCUGUUCUAUCUUGGCCUGCUGCAGAAUAUGACAAGUACGCAAGCCAGAUUCGGCAAGAGUACAUUCAUGUGCCGCUGCAAAUCUACAACGACAAGCGCCCGCAACUCCUCGAAAAGUUCCUCGAGACGCCUGCGAUCUUUACCACAGCGCACUACAAGGGCGAACUCGAAAAGCUGGCUCGGGACAAUCUCAAACGUGAAAUUGCCACGCUGCGUGCCAUCACACCAGCAUGCAAAUCAUAAUGAAUUCAAAUCAAUAGGGAAGUGUUGCCUUCCAGCAAUGACGGAUCGAGAAGCGAAUCCAAUAGUGUUAAUAUUGUUGUGAACAGAAAACAAACCCAAGAAAAAAAAAAAGUGGAAAGCCAAAAAAAAAAACGAUCUCUCAAAAAAUACGGUUGACAAAAACAAAUGCCGAAAUA
Capsaspora owczarzaki ATCC 30864 is the source of this 896-nucleotide messenger RNA. RefSeq lists its product as hypothetical. Lineage: Eukaryota; Filasterea; Ministeriida; Capsasporidae. The coding region runs from base 31 to 720 and encodes 229 amino acids. The transcript is spliced from 4 exons. The record is from RefSeq and is a predicted model, not a curated record.